GCAAGCUGGUCAUCUUUCUCGAGAACCUGGUCACCGUGGCCUCCAUCCUCAUCAUCUUGACCAUCAGCAUGGAGCGGUUCUGGGCAGUCUACUACCCCCUGCGGACUUACUCCCAGGAGUCAAAAUCCAAGGCCAUGAUCAGCAUGGCGGCUGUCUGGUUUGCUGCUGGCGUUACCACGUCUCCUUUACUGCUUAUGGCCUAUACUGACCAGCAGUUCCACAGUGUGGAUAAUGCCAUAGUGGAUGUUUGUAUCACACCAGUGAUCCACACAUGGCACAAGGCUUACAUUAUCGGACGCUUCGUCUUCGUCUUCGCGAUCCCCAUGUUUUUGCUGGCCAUCCUCUACUCGCUCAUCAUUAUCAAGGUGAGGAAAGAGACAAUGGAAUGUAAACAAAUGACGGAGACAGCCAAGUCACAGUCCCAACAAAACCGGAAACAGAUCGUCGCCAUGUUGAUCGGAAUCAUUGUCUUAUUCUUUGUCUGUCUGCUGCCCUUCAGAAUCCUGGCUCUGCUGGAAACGUUCAGUCGCCCAGGCAGUGUCAUCCUCAUCGGGCCUGAACGUUACCUCAACAUGAUGUACUUCUGCAGACUUCUCAUUUACGUCAACAGUGCCGGCAACGCCAUCAUCUACAACAUCGUCUCCACGAAAUUCCGAAGAGCCUUCCACAUAGUACUGAGGUACUACUGCUGCUGUUGGAAGAAGAGUCGACUGCUGAACAGGGGCACCAUGAACGGGACGUAUUCCCACGGCACUAGGAUGACCACAAUGUCCCACUACAGCGUGGUCAAGCAAGACAACCAGGAUAUUUCUGAUACAGGGGACGCCGUUUAA
This is a messenger RNA of Candidula unifasciata, 833 nucleotides long. The record is from the annotation of a GenBank genome assembly. Lineage: Eukaryota; Metazoa; Mollusca; Gastropoda; Stylommatophora; Geomitridae.